Rhineura floridana is the source of this 1535-nucleotide messenger RNA. RefSeq names its product vitamin K-dependent protein C-like. The record is from RefSeq and is a predicted model, not a curated record. Gene Ontology annotation, molecular function: calcium ion binding; serine-type endopeptidase activity. The transcript has 9 exons. Gene Ontology annotation, biological process: blood coagulation; proteolysis. Gene Ontology annotation, cellular component: extracellular region. NCBI's taxonomy places the organism in Eukaryota, Metazoa, Chordata, Lepidosauria, Squamata, Rhineuridae. Bases 25 to 1425 code for a protein of 466 amino acids.
GUAAAAACAGUGGGAGAGAGAACAAUGGGAAAGCUGGAAAGAGAACCAUCACCAUUUAGGGUGGUCUUUUGCAGUAUAUUGCUGUGGGAUCCGUUUUCCUUCGGGAACACAAAUCCAUUUGAAAACCAGUGUGUAAUGUGUUGUGCAAUGUGGAGGAUCAUUACCCUUUCGGUAUUUUCAGCUGCCUUCAUAUGGCCUAGUGGACAUGAAGCCUCAGUGUUUUACAGCAGCCAAGAAGCAAAUCAAGUGCUGAAAAUCCAGAAGCGGGCAAAUUCUUUUUUGGAAGAAGUAAAGGCAGGCUCAUUGGAGCGGGAAUGUGUAGAGGAAGUGUGUGAUUUUGAGGAAGCCAGUGAAAUAUUUAAAACGAAGGAAGCAACUCUAAAUUUUUGGACAAAAUAUUAUGAUGGAGAUCAGUGUCAAUCCAACCCAUGUUUCAAUGGAUCCUGUCAGGACGGCAUUGGACGAUUUGACUGCAUUUGUAACAAAGGCUGGGAGGGACACCAGUGCCAAAAUGAGGUCAGCUAUACCAACUGUUCCACUUCCAAUGGUGGCUGUGAACAUUUCUGUAACGAGGGCCAAAAAGAUGGUGACAAGUACCGUUACUGCAGCUGUGCUUCAGGUUAUCGGCUGGCUCCUAAUCAUACUUCUUGUGAACCUGCUGUGGAUUUCCCAUGCGGAAAAGUCCCGGAGUCCAAGUUAAAGGUUGCUAAAAUAAUUGGGGGGAAAUCUGGAAGAAAAGGAGAUAGUCCCUGGCAGGUUAUGCUGGCCAAUAGUGCAGGCGAUUUUAAGUGUGGUGGUGUUCUCAUUCACCCCACCUGGGUGCUGACAGCUGCUCAUUGUUUGCCAAAGCAACAAAGAGUCAAACUGAGAUUUGGUAAAUAUUAUCGCCGGCGACCAGAAGAAAGUGAGCAAUCUAUCUUUGCUGACACUCUAUUGCCGCAUGAAAACUACUCUGCAGAGACCUCUGAUAAUGACAUUGCAAUGCUGCACCUAGAACACCCAGUUAUUGUCAAUAGGUUCACAGUUCCUAUUUGCCUGCCUUCCAAGAACCUGGCGGCCCAGGAAUUAAUGAGAGAAGGAGCACAAACAGUGGUGACAGGCUGGGGCAGCCAGAGUGAGGACUCCAACAAGAAUUACUCCUCCGUUCUCAAGUAUAUUGAAAUCCCUGUGGCACCACGGAAUGACUGUAUCCAUUCUAUGUGGAAUUCUGUCUCUGAAAACAUGCUCUGUGCAGGGAUCCAGGGAGAUAAGCGGGAUUCGUGUAAUGGAGACAGUGGUGGUCCCAUGGUCGCUAAAUUCAAGAAUACUUGGUUCCUUGUUGGACUCGUGAGUUGGGGAGAAGGCUGUGGAGAACCUGAUAACUUUGGAAUCUACACCAAAGUCAGUCCAUAUCUUGACUGGAUCUAUCAGCAAAUGAAAACAUAACAUGUUCCCACCAAACACUGUUGCAAAAAGGAUUAGGGACCACUUUGGCCAUAUGCUCAGUAUAGUGUGCCCAGCAUCUUCUGCUAAUAAAUACAGAGUAUACAAAGUGA